Messenger RNA from Drosophila ficusphila, 836 nucleotides. RefSeq names its product NADH-quinone oxidoreductase subunit E (gene ND-24L). Lineage: Eukaryota; Metazoa; Arthropoda; Insecta; Diptera; Drosophilidae. The record is from RefSeq and is a predicted model, not a curated record. Bases 57 to 773 code for a protein of 238 amino acids. Gene Ontology annotation, molecular function: NADH dehydrogenase activity. The transcript has a single exon. Gene Ontology annotation, biological process: mitochondrial electron transport, NADH to ubiquinone.
CUCCAGUUUAUGAUACCAGACAAGAGACACAAGAAACAAAUAUAUUUCGAUCGACAAUGCAGCGUUUGCUCCGAGGAAUCCGCUCCAUCCACCUGAGGCCCGCACUCCGAACAGGACUAAAAAUGGAGUCCUGCGAGAUGCGGGAGCAGCUGAAGUUCGAGUUCUCGAAGGACAACCAGCGCAGGGUGAAGGCUCUCCUGGCCUGGUAUCCCGAGACCGAGUGGAAGGGGGCCCUGCUGCCACUCUUGGACAUUGCCCAGCGCCAGCAGGGAUGGCUCUCGAUCAGCGCAGUUAAGGCCGUGGCCGAGAUCAUAAAGAUCGAUCCGAUGAAGGCCUUCGAGGCGGCCCAGUUCUACACGAUGUUCUUCAUGAAGCCGCGUGGCAAGUACGUGAUCUGUGUCUGCACCUCAACACCUUGCAAGUUGCGCGGCGGCGACGAGAUCUUCGAGGCCUGCAAGAAGGCACUCAACUUGGAGCACGGCCAAACCACUCCGGACAUGCAGUUCACCCUGAAGGAGGACUACUGUAUGGGCGCCUGUGUGAAUGCCCCAGUUUUGGCCGUGAACGAUGAUAUGUACGAGGACUUGGACGAGAAGAGCCUCGCGGACAUCCUGGCGGAUCUGCGAAGUGACAAGCUGCCUCCCGCAGGUCCGCGCAACGGAAGAUGUGCCAGUGAGCCCAAGGGUGGACCCACCACCCUGCAAUCCCAGCCACCGCCUCCCGGAUUCAUGAUGCAGGAUCUGCCAGAUCCCGGGACCAACAACUGCCAGUAGCCAUUGAUUAAGUCUUAAAGCAAUAAAUUCCGCCUGCCAUCGCGUAAGCAAUUGGCGCCCGCA